Molecule: messenger RNA, 567 nt
Organism: Helianthus annuus (common sunflower)
Lineage: Eukaryota; Viridiplantae; Streptophyta; Magnoliopsida; Asterales; Asteraceae
Exons: 1
Coding region: 1-567 (188 amino acids)
Source: RefSeq, a predicted model, not a curated record
AUGGAGUUUCUGGAUAAAUGGCGUAUGUGGAUUAAUGGCAUCUUAGCUUCGGCUAGAUCGUUCGUUUUAGUUAACGGGGCGCCGACGUUUGAGUUCCAAUGCCAAAAGGGUUUGCGGCAGGGAGAUCCCCUUUCUCCGUUUUUAUUUUUAAUUGCCAUGGAAGUGUUAUCUCGUCUUAUUUCGAAUACUAGUGACUUGGGGAUCUUUAAAGGAAUUAAAACUCCUAAUGAGGGACCUAUUUUGUCGCAUUUUCUUUAUGUUGAUGACGCUCUCAUUUUGGGGGAAUGGAGUGAGGAGAAUAUUAAGACGGUGGCUAGAAUUUUGAGGAUUUUCCAUAUUUGCUCGGAUUUAAAGAUUAAUUUUAACAAAUCUAAUCUUUUCGGGAUAGGGGUUAAUGAAGAAGAUAUCGAUCUUAUGUCAAGUUUAUUGGGAUGUAAGAAAGGGUCAUUGCAUUUCUCACUUAAAUCAAUGCCACGCCGCCGAAGAGACUCUGCUAAAGGAAUACAACCUAGACACAACAUCCAAACAAAAUACAAUACCUUUUUUGAAACCCACCCUUCCAUUUAA